Messenger RNA from Anisakis simplex (herring worm), 258 nucleotides. The record is from the annotation of a GenBank genome assembly. NCBI's taxonomy places the organism in Eukaryota, Metazoa, Nematoda, Chromadorea, Rhabditida, Anisakidae.
AUGCCAUCUUGCUGUUACGGUUGUGCUGGAUCAGCUGGCGGCUGUGCAGCACCGGCACCAAUGAUGGCUGUCAGUCGGAGCAGUGGCACUAGUUCAGUAGGCUCGGUAGCAUCAAGCGUAUCAGCAGCGAGCUUAGCACCAGCCCCAUUAUCACAUCCGAUGUCAAGCGGUGGCUAUGAUGUUCCGUUAGCCUUACACGUCAACACCAACUCACAACCAGUCCAAAACGAAAUUGCUGACGCAUACAGACGACGGUGA